AUGAGAUCUGAGCGCAACAGAUAUUUCAUCUUCCCUAGCGUCGACUACGAGCCUGACGAUCUGAUUCAGCUCGGUCAGCUCAUAGAGAACCUUUACCAUCCAGAUGAGCACAUUGCGCCGCCCGUCAUCCAGCCUGCAGGUGCCGUCCAUGUUUUCCACGAAAAGGACUGGUCCCUAGGGAGCCCCGAGAAUCGACCAGAGAUAUGGGGAUCUUUGCAGACAUUCCAUCCGUAG
Molecule: messenger RNA, 234 nt
Organism: Colletotrichum paranaense
Lineage: Eukaryota; Fungi; Ascomycota; Sordariomycetes; Glomerellales; Glomerellaceae
Exons: 1
Coding region: 1-234 (77 amino acids)
Source: RefSeq, a predicted model, not a curated record